AUGACGGAGAUAGAAAUGGAUAUCGAUAUGGCCAAGUCGGGCUUUGACGGCCAAAACGAAGACGAUUUAAUCGAUUUUGACACCGAAAUGGCCGACUCUAAUCAGGACCAGCAGAAGCUGGAUGGUAAUCCCGAAGGUGUGGACAGAGAGAUGGAAGAAGACGAGAAUGUCGUGAACCACGACGCGUACGAGACGAACGGAAUGAUGGGCGAAGACGUCGAAUUUGACCUUCAGGAUGUCGAUGAUACAGCGCAUACUUCAGAACCUGUGGAUUAUGAAGUGAGCGAAGCUCUUGAGCUUCAAACGCAAGAAUCGGCUGUUAUAACACAGUCGUCCAACGAGGACGAGCGAGAAUACGAUAGUAACACUGGAGAUCUGAACGAAACCACCACCCAGAAAGAUGAUAUUCUGGACGACCACGCAUCGGCACAUGAAAUCGAUUACGAGUUUGAAGAUGACGUAGAACCAGACAAACCUCAACAAGAUGUGACUACCGAACCGAUCAAUCAGUCAGCAGAAUUUGUGGAAGAGCAGGCAACGGAUCCUGUUGCUACAAGCCAGAAAACUGAGGAAGCUGGCGAUAGUACCCCUGUAUUUGAACAAGACGCAGCCGAGCAAGUCCUAGAGGAGAGACACGACCCCAGCAGCCAUGGCGACGAAAAUGAACCUCCAAGUCCACAGGAAACACUUGCCGAAUAUGAGAAGGCUGCACCCAAAAGUGUUGAAGCCGAGGACUUUGGUGCGGAUGAGCAUGCGCAAGUAAAUACGCCUAAAGAUAACCAAGAGUUCCAUAAAGAGGAACAUAUAGCCAGCCACGAAGAGGUCACCACUUCAGGAAGAGAACAAGUUCACGAAACUAUUGUCGAGGUCAGCGUUGCCAAAGAUGACAGUUACGACGUGGGAGAAAAUGAACACGAUGGAGAUGAAGCGAUCGACCCGGAGCAUGCAGAACUUUCAGCCUCUGAUGAAGACUUGAACGGAAAGCCGAAUGACGACUUCCCCGCUAUCACGGUACAGUAUAAGGGAGACGAGUUCCCCAUGUUUUCUACCACUACCAAUAGCUUUUUUGCCGACACAUCAGUUUUAGAUCAGCCCCUUGAGGAACUAUUGGCUGGUCUCCGAACCGAACUGGAAAACGAGGUCGCCACGGAUGACGAUUUGGUACUCCAGGUUGACGAGCUCGGCCUCGAAAUUUCAGAGGCAACGCACGGCGAACUCAUGUCAAAUGUUACUUUUCGCCAAGUCCUGGAGAUUUUUGAUGUUCUUGUCAAGAAUCAAGAUCCUGACAGUUCACGGACCAUGUAUACUUAUCUCUUUACUAAACCCAACGUAGAGAGACGUCUUGAAUCUCUCAUUGAGAGUGCUACAGCAGGCAAGGGGCUCGACGAAGUUAUUCACCUCUUCGAGGCCCCUAUGACGGUUGACACAAGCAUGCUCGAAACAACUGCGACAAUCGACGGCGUUCACGAGGAGCUGGACGAAUUUGACAGCCCGAUUGAUGAAAAAGCUGGUGAAGUACAGAACGGCAACGAUUUCCACAAUGAGACAGAGGACGCAGAAGUCGACGAUGAACAUUCAGUGAACGAACAUACGAACCUUGACGCUGAUACUCUUGAGGUUCAAGAAAUGGCCAGCCGUAAAGGUGAUAGUCAAGACAACAACGAAGUUGCUACUGAAGCUCAAGUUGCAACGCCCGCUGGUGCUUCAACUACUGCCGAGACGCCACUAGAAAUCAUCGAAGAACCUGAUGCGGCUGCUGAGAAAGCAGAUGAUGAACAAAACGGUAAAACAACCUCACCCUCCACCAAUUUCCUUUGUUGCUACUACCCCAACUUCUGUCUCUGUAAACCUUGUGUCUCGAAGUAUGUUGAAAAGCAUAACCGAGAGGAAAUGGAAUACCGCCAUUCUGUCAGGGGCAAUGACGGACCCGUUCACAAUCCACAGACCAACAGACUAGCCCUCAACUCCUUGCCCUACAAACAUGCACACUCUGCAUCCGACUUCAGCACAACCUUUUCUUACAAUGAGACUGACGAAUUUUGUCCAGCACGUGCUGAAAGUGAUGUCGACCCAUUUGCCAAUUUCGAGCUGGAUGACGAUGCUGAGGUGAACGAUGACGUGGCUCUUGAAGCCACUGAAGAGGUUGAAGAGACCGAAGAGGUUGAAGAGACUGAAGAAAACGGUUUCGGUGAACCUGAGGUCACCAGCGCCCAGACCAAUGGCACGAGCACGACCACCACUUUGCAGGAAGAAGAGGAAGCAGCGUUUUUCAGCAUCGACCUUGGCGAAGUUUCUACUGAAGCCGAAGCGACUGGCAAGGUUGACACUGAAGAGAACGGCUUGGACGAAAUCGAUUGGAGGGAUGAGCCUGAGGCAGAUGAUCAAGAACCAACCACACCCUCUGCCGCUGGUAAGCGAUCCCGCGGGGAUGACGACGAAGCCGAUGCGGAAGUUGAGCAAGAUGCCAAACGUCGUCGUCCUUGA
Molecule: messenger RNA, 2484 nt
Organism: Fusarium pseudograminearum CS3096
Lineage: Eukaryota; Fungi; Ascomycota; Sordariomycetes; Hypocreales; Nectriaceae
Exons: 3
Coding region: 1-2484 (827 amino acids)
Source: RefSeq, a predicted model, not a curated record